Messenger RNA from Mytilus trossulus (common blue mussel), 695 nucleotides. Its product is annotated as short-chain collagen C4-like. The record is from RefSeq and is a predicted model, not a curated record. The transcript is spliced from 3 exons. Bases 16 to 651 code for a protein of 211 amino acids. Lineage: Eukaryota; Metazoa; Mollusca; Bivalvia; Mytilida; Mytilidae.
UCUACUAAUAGGAAAAUGAUGCAGCUUUUGCUUUUUUCAGUAGUUGUUGUAUCUCUGAGUACACUGGUAAUUGCCUCCUGUUCAAGCAAUGGACGGAUGCCAACACCAUCAGAUUCAGGUGUAGCUGUAACAUACACUGUUUGGGGAAGAAAGUAUUGUCCACAUACAAAUUCAAGUCUUGUUUAUUCUGGUUAUGCUGGAGGCAGCUACUAUGACCAUCUAGGAGCUGCAGCAGACUAUUUAUGUCUGCCUCCGGAUCCCAAUUAUCGAAAAACAACGUACAGUGGGCAGCAUGGAGAAGUUUAUGGUGGGGAAUACGAUAGCCCUUUCGUACCAAAUGGAGACGGCAAUGACGUCCCUUGUGCUGUAUGUAGGAGAAAUGGAGUUUCUACUGUUCUUAUGAUACCGGGCAAAGAUACUUGUUAUAGAGGGUGGAACAGAGAAUAUUAUGGAUACUUAAAUGCUCAUCAUUACUCGUUUCGUGCAGCAACAUCGUUUGUUUGCUUGCAUGUUUACCCUCAAUUUGUUACUGGAGGUAGUCGUAACUAUGAAGGGAAAUUGUUUCAGCCGGUGGUGGGGAUUUGUGGUGCUCUUCAGUGUCCACCAUAUGUGAAUAAUUAUCCAUUGACAUGUGUUGUCUGUACCAAGUAAAUUCACAAUGAUACUUUUUAAAUUUAAUAAAUAUGCAUCUGAUU